Molecule: messenger RNA, 2098 nt
Organism: Nelumbo nucifera (sacred lotus)
Lineage: Eukaryota; Viridiplantae; Streptophyta; Magnoliopsida; Proteales; Nelumbonaceae
Product: GDP-L-galactose phosphorylase 1-like
Biological process (GO): glucose metabolic process
Cellular component (GO): cytoplasm
Molecular function (GO): GDP-D-glucose phosphorylase activity
Source: RefSeq, a predicted model, not a curated record
UCUUCUCCUUAGGCCAAGCAAAAAACAGAAAGCGGGAGAGCGUCUGAGCGCCUGAGUGCGAGAGAGAACGAGCGGAGAGGAACGAGAGGAAGGAAUUCGAGUUGAGUCAUCACGGCUAUACUUGGAGCCGUCGGGUGGAAUCUCCACCACGAGGAGAAUCCAUCUCAAGUGGACCAAUUUCAGAACUUUCUUGUAGAGAAGAGAAUUCCUUCCCCUCACGGUGGUAGGGGUGCUCUACCCUCCGAAGGCGGAAGCCCCUCCGAUCUCCUCUUCCUCGCCGGCGGUGGUGGUCUCUUCCCCUCCUUCCCCCUAACCCAUCUCCCCUUUUCCACCUUUUCCGUUCGGGUCGAAUAGGGGGGCUAAUAACAGCCACUGACCUACCUAACUUUUUUCCGAUAUUCACGUCGUCGUGACCUUGUUUGUCCGAGAAACCAACUGGUUUUUUGUCCACGAUGUUGACCAUUAAAAGGGUCCCCACCGUCGUCUCUAACUUCCAGGAAGAAAGCCCUGAAGCACUCGGUUGCGGCCGGAAUUGCCUCGGCAAGUGUUGCGUACCCGUGUCGAAACUUCCUCUCUACGCUUUCAAAAGAGAUGGCAGCGAUUCGAUCAAAGGCGAGGGAGCAGUCCAAUCCGAGGAGAGCAACCAGGUUUGUUUCCUCAACGAUUUGCUGCUGGGGCAGUGGGAGAACCGGAUGAGCCAAGGCCUCUUCCGCUACGACGUGACGACCUGUGAGACCAAGGUUAUUCCUGGGGAUUAUGGUUUCAUUGCGCAGCUCAACGAAGGUCGUCACCUGAAGAAACGGCCAACCGAGUUCCGUGUCGACCGGGUCCUCCAGCCCUUUGAUGAGAAGAAGUUCAAUUUCACUAAGGUGGGCCAAGAAGAGGUACUCUUCAGGUUCGAGGAGGGUGAGGACGAUGAGACUAAGUAUUUUCCCAAUGCGCCUGUCGGCCAGAAUUCCAAGUCUCCCAGCGUCAUUGCCAUUAAUGUUAGCCCCAUUGAGUAUGGACAUGUACUUCUGAUUCCCCGUGUCCUCGAUUGCUUGCCUCAGAGGAUUGACCAUGAAAGCUUCUUGCUUGCUCUUCAUAUGGCAGAUGAAGCAGCAAAUCCAUUCUUCCGGCUGGGCUACAACAGCUUGGGUGCCUUUGCCACCAUCAAUCACCUCCAUUUCCAGGCAUAUUACCUGUCGGUUCCCUUCCCGGUCGAGAAGGUCCCAACUCAGAAAAUUAUCACGGUGAAGAAUGUACCAGAUAAUGGGGUGAUAGUGUCCAAACUGUUGAACUAUCCAGUUAGGGGACUGGUUUUUGAGGGUGGAAAAACAAUGAAAGAUCUGUCUGAUGCUGUCGCUAGUUCUUGCAUCUGCCUCCAAGAUAACAACAUUCCAUACAAUAUUCUCAUCUCUGAUUGUGGCAAGCGGGUCUUCCUUUUCCCUCAGUGUUAUGCAGAGAAGCAGGCACUUGGAGAAGUGAACCAGGAGCUUCUAGACACCCAAGUAAACCCUGCAGUGUGGGAGAUAAGCGGGCACAUGGUGUUGAAGAGGAGGAAAGAUUAUGAAGAUGCAUCAGAGGACUAUGCUUGGAGGCUCCUGGCUGAGGUCUCUCUCUCAAAGGAGAGGUUUGAAGAGGUGAAGGCUUACAUAUUGGAAGCUGCAGGGUUGCAAGAGGCUUGUGUGGAGGUGGCCAAUGUUGGAAACGAGGAGCAGGAAGAAGCUCCAUUUGAGGCUCCAGGGCCAACCCCCACUCCACAUUUUCCCCAGGAUUGUCUGGUGCUGCAGUGAUGCUUUAUGCUUGGUCUAUUUUAAUGGUUUUUGUAUAUAUUUGAGGCUCUAGGGCCAACCCCCAACCCACUUUACCCCAAUACUUGUUUGGUGCUGCAGUGAGCUUUUAGUAUAUUUUAAAGGUUUGUGUAGUCAAAGGCAUCUUUUGCUUGGUCUCCAUUAAAUAAAACAAGCGGUUGAUGAUCCAUGCAGUGGUAGUAUGGGUCUGCAACUGCAAGAGGGCACUCUUGAUUAAUAGUUGUGUUUGUAUUUGCAGUAAUCCUUGUACAUGCACCAGUUUGUAACCAGUUAUCCGGUUGCAAAUAAUUGGCAGUUUGUUCCAA